GGUAUGGAAAAGAGGAUGUUCGAUUUGCCGAGUCUGUUCGUCGAUGUUGAACGAGAAAUUCCAAGCUAAUCGUUCGCUAACGAUCUACACGCACGCUUCGCCACUAAUCUUCAAUAUAAAUACGAUGCAUAGAAGGAAUUGUAUAGUUUGAAAUACUUUGAAUCUUGGCCACGAGCGGCGUGCAAUGGUUGGCUGCCUCCAAAAUCAAAACCAACGCAUCAACGUAUCUCGGUCAGACACAGAUACUUGGCUUAAUUAGCGCAUCGAAGCGCGCGGAGCAUCCACGCGCGAUCGUAGGAGGAUUAGUAUCGAUUCUCCAUUAAUUUUAAUGAGAGAUGUUAAUCGAUUCGAGGUGUAACCGCUUUAUCGCUUGGCCGCAGUGAUCUCAGGACUCGUUGGUAUUCAGUUUCUUGCACUUCUUUCGCACGUAACGGGUGGCCUAUUUAAAAUUACAUAAUAAUAAGAUCCUCGUUAGCUUAUUUAUUACGAAAAUUCUAUUAGCUUAUUUCUUAUUCCGAGAUCCUUAUUUUUUAGUGCAAGAGAAUGUCGAAUAAUACUUUUUUUGUAGCCUCGUAUUCGAGGGAAAUCAAUUUUGAAUAUAAUUCGUGGCGACAAUAGGUCUUUUCGAAGAAGAAGGCUCGCAGGAAGAAAAUUCCUGGCACCCUUUCGAUUCAUUUUUACACGCUGAAUCAUCUCUUACUGGGUCGAGUCGCUCUUUUGUUAGCAGGGCACCCUAUACCGUACGGGCCCCAAUUUAACCCAAACAUGGAGACCAAUAUCUCCGCGUGGCUCGGAGUUCCCCAUAGAAUUCCACGCUUCCACGGGGCAAGACGGCGAACGCUGGAACAGAGAUGGGCGUGUUCGAAUGAUUUUGUAAUCGAAAUAUGUCUGAAACACUCAACACGAAAUUAAAAGAAAUUAAAACGUACGACAUAAGCCAAUAGGUUUUCCCAAAGGUUUUCCCAAGCGGGGCUUCAGAAUUUUCUUAACACAAAAAUGGUGGACACUUAAACAUCACUUUCCACUAUCGAUCCUAAUGAUAUGCACUUAAUUUAAUAAAAAAAAAAAAGAGAGAAAACAUUACACAUCAUCCGUGUUUGAUUCGAAUGAAAAGUCAUGAAUCUUCCUUUGGGAAAUCCUUUAUUCGCCAUUGACUGGCAAGUAUGCGAAAUUAAAAGAAAUUAAAACGUACGACAUAAGCCAAUAAAGGUUUUCCCAAGCAGGACUUCAGAAUUUUCUUAACACAAAAAUGGUGGACACUUAAACAUCACUUUCCACUAUCGAUCCUAAUGAUAUGCACUUAAUUUAAUAUUAAAAAAAAAAAGAAAAACAUUACACACCAUCCGCGUUUGAUUCGAAUGAAAAAUUAUGUAGCUUCCUUUGGGAAAUCCUUUAUUUAUCAUUGAGUGGCAAGUAUCGUAAGGCCUUUGUUAAUUUCAUCUGGAUGAUGCCCAUGUCUGGCGUGGAGAGGAACGCACGCGGUCGUGGCGAGGGCCAGAGGAGGCCAACAGCCAGCCACAGGCCCCAGCGGGAUGCAGGAGAGGCCGCGGCUGGGAACGGAGCCGUGAGCGAGAGGCUGCGGGGGAAGUGGAUGCCAGGCCGCGUGUGUUGAUGCAAGUGCGGUGACUGUACGGUGUGCUGACUGGCGGAGUCAGUCAGUCAGUCAGUCAGUCGGCUCGGCACCGGCCGCGACGCACGAUCGCGUGGAUUUUUCUUGGCUCCGUGUUGACACGUUGGCCCGUUCGAACGCUCGCGCGCGACGCUCGUUUUACCUGUUGUUUCGUCCGUUCAGUUUUCCCGCGUACGAUUUUCCACGCCACGAAUUUUGCCGCCCGUGUUGUGCCUCGUCCGGAUUAACGGGUCUCGUCGAAAUCAGCGCAGGACUUUGACGACCUCGAACUUCCGCCAGAUCCGGAAGUGUUCACCCCAUUGAGGUGCCCUAUACUCUCGUAACAGCGACGGUGUGGGAGGAGGUCCACAAGCUUUGGAUUUUAGAGCUCGAGGACCUACACCAACAAGUUCGUGGACCCCCAAGGGGGCAGCACUAAUUAGUUACAGUUUGGCGAUGAUGUAACGGGACUUUCGCUGUCGCUGCCGUGUAAGCAACGAUGUCCACGCAAUGCAACCGCUUCGUGCAGAAUGCCUGGAAGAAGGAACUCUGUUCGAACUGCUUCAAGCCGAGAGAGGAGCACACCCUGCCGGAAGAGACGCUCAGAAUGAACAUCGGCAGGGCUUUGACGAACGCCAAGACUGAUAAUCUUAAGAUACAGGGUAUCCUCCGCGUCAGGACCAGCCAUAAGGAGCAGAAGAAGAAGAGCGUCGCGUUCCCCGAAUGCCUGACGGUGAUAAUCGGCUACGGUGGCGAUGACUUCUUCACAGACGGUGAGGAGGAUGACGAGCAGGACUUCAUCGAGUCCUUCAACGGCGACGACGACGCUGUGCCCGACAGCGAGGAGGAACGAGCCUUGGGCAAUCUCACACGAGCAAAUACCAGCUUCAACACCAUCACCGCUAACUUGACGGAGGCGGUCGCAGCGCCCGAGACGACCAAGGCGUCAGCCACGGCGAGAUCCUUCGCUUCCUUGAUGCUGGGAAGGAUACAAAAGGACUCUGAGGGAAAGAAGACCACUCUUUUGGUCUCCGUGACGCCGUUCGGUGGCGACGAAUCCCUGCCAACGGCUAAGAGGCCCGUCGACAAGAAGGUCAACGGGUUCGUCAACGGACUCUCUAGUUCCAAGCACAAGCCUGCUGAGAACGCUGAUAAAUCCGAGAUAACGCUGAAGAGCGUGAAGAAGUUGGACGUCAAGGCCAAGAGGGACGACAGGGCGGAACAGAAGCAGCUCUCUGGUAUGGAAAAGAUCGUGGACAUGCCUCUGAUCACGUCCAACAGCAUCAUCUCCGUCAUCCAGCGGGAUUCUACAGAGGAUUGCGACGACGCGAGGGAGAAAACAAAAGAGGGGAUGGGGGACAACGCUGAGAGGAUCCUGGAACCUGGCAAAGGGGACAAGAGGGCCAACGUUUCACGCUAUUCAGUCAAGAAGCUGGAUAGCGAGAAGCUGAAGGUUCCUGUUCAGGGCUCUCAGAGCUACGCCAAGAUCGAUUACGAGAUUAUCGGCGGAGUGACGAAGAGGUCGCCAGAGAUCUUCACGUCCAAAGAGGAGGGGUUGGACAGGGGUAUCGAGUUGACGCUGACGCCAUUGUCGAAGCACGACAACGAGGAGGCUGAGAGCCAAAGGUCCAUGGUUCGAGAAAAGGAUACGGUUACAUUGUUGACGCAUGUUAAGCUGGAGGACACGUCCUCGCCCGUGCUAAGCAAAGUGGGAAAGAAGUUUAGUUUCGAAGAGAGCCGCGAGUUGGCAGGCGAGCCUGAUGGAAGGGCAGACGAAGAGGAGGUGACGGAACCACCCGCGCUUCCGAGAAGCCCGCCACCUGUCGAGGUUAGGCCUCCUUUUCAGGGUGAGACCAGCAAGACUUCCGUUAUAACCACGGAACCUCGACCGUCUUUCCUUCAUGGCACCGUUAAUCCAGAGUCCAAGACGAAGCCUGUGGUGCCUCAGAAGCCAGUGAACUUCGCCACCAAGUGUCCUGCUACCGCAUUUUCGGAUGGGCAUCCUCAGACGAAGAAGAGCUACGUCCUGCCACCGCCUUCUGUCCAAAACGCUGCUGGCAUACCUGUUCAAACUUCAGGUGCGAGUGGCUCCCCUCGAGAGCAGACGCCCACCCCCCAGACCGCCAAAGACAAGAUCGAAGAAGUCCAAGGAGGUCCGGUCGAGAUCUCAUUGAUCGAUCAGAGAGUGUGCAACGAAAUCCAAAAAGAGGAUCAUCGCGUCCUGGUCCAGCGAGCUCAGAAUGCCGCGAAGUUGGCAUGUCAAGAAUUCGAAUCGGCGAAAUCAGCAGACUCGAGACCUCAAGGAGUGAAAUCGAAGGCGCCUUUAACGUCGACGAGAUGUCAGCCCGCGGAUGCUGGCGAUAACGAGGCCCUGUUGGUCGAGGAAGACCUCCAGGACGUCCACGUCGAAUCGAUACGCUCGCCCAGCAAAAGAAGAAUGGCUCCCAAGCCCCCAGCAGCCGACACUGCGGAGGAAUUGGCGCCCAGUUCGACCUUGUUCGCCAGGAAUCCUAUAGCUACGUUCAAGUCGGACUCGCCAGUGGUUCGCGAGAAAGAGAAAAGGGAGAGAGCUUCCUCCUGCAGUCCAAAGUUUAGGAAGGCCGUCUCCGAGCUGCCCGACCCAACCAGCGCGCAGGCGGUGGAUCCUGCGUCCAGGAGGACGAUAUCCCUGUCGCAGGACAGUCUGACGACCAACCAGGAGGUCAGGGAGGAGAAGAAACGAGGCAGAUCGCGGUUCUCCUUGAAGAGAUUCCUGAGGAUGGGCUCGAGGAAGGACGUGGACAUGGUCGGACACUCGUCCAACGCGAGGAUCGACGAGAUUCCGACGACCCCGCAGCCCAAACCACGCUUGGAGAUUAUUCAUCCGCUGGAGUUGGAUGGCGCCGCAGUCGAGGUAGUGGGGAACGAUCGCAUCAGCAGGAUAAGCGAAGAUCAAACCGAUUCCUGCGGUUCCAGAGUCGACGCGGCUAGGGCAACUCGAUCGCCGCCGUCCACGGGAGCCCACGCAGCUGUGAGACCCGGAAAACCACCACCACCGCCGAGGAACCAGUCCUUGGAGGAUUGGUCUCGGCUGGAUCCAGCGAGCAAACCGGUCAGACCGCCGCCGCCGCGCGUGGAAACCAAGCAAUUGCCUCCGAGAAGCGACAAGUCUUCAACGAAAUCGUCGUCCACGUCGUCGUCCUCUUCGUCGUCGUCCUCGUCGUCCUGGCAGCCGAGCGCCUCGACGACCUCAGACUCGAUUUACGCGAAUCUGGCAGCGGAGGAUGUUACAGGUGAGGUGCGCAGCUCGUUGGCACCCUCGAAACCUCAACGCACCGCCAGCAUGAGGGACCAGGCGACCUCGCAACCGAUCCUCAAGAAACACGGAACCUCCAACACGGCCCUCAAUCAGGAUUACGAGGCAGUCGCGGUUACUGCAACGACCACCUCCGAUUCUCUGACCUCUAACGACAGCCAUGUUUACGAGUGCCUUUCCAGCUCGCCCGAAUGCGACUCGAAUCUCGAGCUUCGACACGGGGGCGGAUCUCAUCUCACGUGCAAGCGGAAAUCCGACAGCAACGCGAUGGAGCCGGCUGCGGAAUUCAAAUUCCAUCAUCAGACAUUCGUCAGAUCGACCUCGCUACCCUAUUGCGGUAGCGAGACUGAGAGCGAGCUUUACGCCCCGUACGGUUUUUACACAGGCGACGAGGGCCCCGAGGAGGAUCAGGACUGGAAGAGCAAGGACGACGAGUUGAGGAUAAGCCGAUUGAGGCAACGCAGAGGUCGCAGUAUAGUUCAUCGGAGUCUUGAGGAUAAUUACGGCGCCGUGGUGGUCGCGAAUCACGAGGCGCUCGCGCAGUUUCUCGAACAGCUGAACCAAACUCCUCAAGUGCCUGCGGGGUUGCGAGCUCUCAAAAAUACGAAUCCCCGCCUAAGCCACUUCAACAUCGAUACCAAUACGUCGAUCGCCGCGGGUAGACGAAUAUUUUAUUCGGCGACGUGGAACGAGCUGAACGUCACCCUGUGCGUCGCCUUCGAUCUGGCCACACACGUGUCGCGGAAGGAAUUUUAUUUGGCACCUAUAAUCGAGUUUAUAGACAGCGUACCGAAGGAAAUUACCGACAGGACGUGUCUGCUGGGGAACAAGCAGCUGGAAGCGACCAUUUCCGUUUUACCCCGGCUGCAAGUGAGCACUAUACAAUCCUACGGUGCGACGACGGGGGGUAUGCACGACGAAGGAAUAGUCAGAGAAGCCUCCUUCGUGCUUCUUCAAUUCGUCACCGCGUUGAAGAGCCUCCAAGCGCGAGGAAUCGAGGAGUCCGCGAGAAGCCUGAACAACGUGGUUCUCUGCAGGGAGGACAAGGACGCUUAUUACAGACUCUACCUUCUUCAGGGAUUGAACGUAGACACGAACGAGGAACGUGAAGAGGAGACGGUAUCGCUGUGCCAAUGCGCCCUGGUGGCUCUUCAACAGCUGAAUCUGACGAGCAGGUUACCGUUGAUUCAGGAACUACUUAUGAGGGAGAAGGCAGUGACAUUGUCUCAGGUGAAGUCCAUCCUCGAAUUUUCUCUGUGGGGUCCCGCGGACGUGACGUUCGGUGGUCCAAGAGAGAGGGAGAUCACCCUUCAAAGGUGGCUGGAUCUGGAGAGAGCCAACGUUCUCCAUGCCCUGGUCAGGACCAGAACUCCCCUCUCCGUCACCGAUGAAUACCAAUUGUUAUUCCUGGUCCGAACAAGCGCGAAAAUUAUGGGCGAAGCGUCGCUGCUCCUGGACGAGCAACGAGCCCGCUUGGCUCGAACUCGCUAAUCGUUCCUCUUUCGUGGAACAACCGAUGCCAAAACUACGAAACGGUUCGUGGACAAUAUACAGAGUGUACCGUAAGUAUGGGGUAAGUCGAAACCAACGAAUGGAGCUCACGAACGCCAUGUCAACAUUUCUAAACAACAAUUCAUCUUAUUCUUCUCUGCUACGAAAGAAUAUAUAAUUAAUUUGUUUUAUUUUUGCUUUAUUGAAAAAUAGGAUAGCCUAAGUAGGCUUUCUGUAAUUUGAACAGGAGUUAAGUCUUAAAUUAUUGAAACAUGAACAUCUGGUUAAUUUAAAAGGAUAUACAAAUUAAAUAGAAAUUUUGCUUUAUUUCUGUGAGUUUCAUUAGUCGAGACUUCGACUACGAUUCCGACAUAUUUAGUGUGUAUUUAUUUGACGCGAGUCAAACGAAGUUGGAACGAUUCAAAUUUUUUAUCUGAAUUUGGAGUGAUAACGAUUUUUUGGUUGAAUUUGGAGCGAUAACGUGUUGGCGACGGUUUUGUCAAAUUCGUAUCAUAUCUCGACAGAAAAAUUGAUCGCGGGCUCUGUAGAAGUGUAAGUACGUGCCAAUGCUCAAUUCAAGCGUGCGUUCGCGUGUGCGAUAAGGGGUGGAGGGGAGGGCCUGUGUGUUCGAUCGAUCGUUCGUUCGAAGGAUUGUAAGUAUGUUUUGUAGUAAUUAUUUCCGAUUACCGUUAAUAGCGACAGCGUGUAAUCGUAUUAAAUAUUUGUAUAAAUAAAUGC
Hylaeus volcanicus is the source of this 7133-nucleotide messenger RNA. RefSeq lists its product as uncharacterized. The transcript has 16 exons. Bases 2109 to 6395 code for a protein of 1428 amino acids. The record is from RefSeq and is a predicted model, not a curated record. NCBI's taxonomy places the organism in Eukaryota, Metazoa, Arthropoda, Insecta, Hymenoptera, Colletidae.